UGACUUUACAUGAGCAAGUGAAGAUUGUUUUGUGCAUAAGAAUGUGGUUCGUUGCGUUUUAAAGAGAAUCUAAGAGAAGAGAGUGUUGUGCAUUGUUGUGUUUACGAAAAAUUUCUGGUGCAACGAGAUCACAAGGAAGUGACUUUAAAAGGAGCAUCGUCAUUAUGACGCGGAUACAGAAAUGGUUUAUGGUUAUAAUCCUUGCUGGAUUACAGGAAAUCAAAGGACUUGUUUUGCGGAAUAUCAGUGUGCCAUUAGUAGUUGAUUAUCGACAUCGAGCCACUCUAUCGUGCAGCUAUGAAAUGGGAAAGCAUCAAUUAAACUCAGUGAAAUGGUACAAGGAUAAAGAGGAAUUUUUCCGAUAUUCACCCAUGGCGGAACCCAGCAUUAUAACGUUCAACGUCCCCGGCAUCAGCAUAUCAAAUCGCAACCAAUUCUGUAACAAAGGUUCAUGUCGGAUAGAGCUGGAGCGACUCAGUCCCAAAUCGUCCGGACAAUAUCGAUGUGAAGUAUCUGGAGAUGCGCCUGAAUUCAAAUUAAUCAGUCAAACGGCAAAUAUGACAGUAGCAGCAUUACCACAGCAUGAUCCAUUCAUCAAUGGACUUCUGCCCAGAUAUAGAUAUAAUGAUUUUAUCGUGGCGAACUGCACAGCGGAUUGGUCGAGCCCGGCAGCAACGCUUUCAUGGUAUAUCAAUGGCGCUCGGGCACCUUUCGAUUUACUUCAACCACAACAGGAAACCACAAUGAAGACGGACCAUUUUAUCCUGCACAAGCUAAGUCUGGAGCUACGUUUUCAUCUUGAUAAGGCACGUUUCAAAAGUCCGAAUGGCGACCUGGAAAUAAAAUGUGUAGCCGACAUCGUUAAGAUACCAUCCCUGUUACGUUUUAGUGUUUUUAAGGCAAAAAUCACAUCAGAUGAUGAAUUACAUAAUCAGAAAUUAGUCAAUCGGAAAAAUUCAGGAUUUAAGCAGCACUCUUAUGUGUCGAAAUCUACGAUGCUUCUCGCAUACACGAUAUUCACCUUGCAUUGGUAUAUCGCAUGCAUGGUCGGAUCAUCACGUGAGCUUUUUUCACAAUUAUCCUUAAGCUAGUUCCCAUUACGAAUGACAGUGAAACUAUUUAUAUAUAAUAUCUGAAGAAAAAAACACUAUGCAAUGAAGGCUGUUUAUUAAAGUUUAACUUAACUUUUAAUUCAUGUAAUAUUAUAAUAUAGUAAAUAUUUUUUAAAUGAAACACGAAAAAGGUUAAUCGAAUUCAAAUCAAAAUAGGUUCAUUGAAUAGAAAGAAUUAAAUCCGAUCGAGAAAGUGAAAACUAUGAAUUUAAAGAUGGAUACAAACAAAAGUUAGCUGCUUUGCAUCACCAGCGUUCAAUAACAUUAUUUUUCUAUUUCUGUAUAUAUGUGUAUUGGAAUUUGAGGUACUAUUGGUUUUAUUUUCAGAAUUAA
Molecule: messenger RNA, 1445 nt
Organism: Hermetia illucens (black soldier fly)
Lineage: Eukaryota; Metazoa; Arthropoda; Insecta; Diptera; Stratiomyidae
Exons: 6
Coding region: 165-1091 (308 amino acids)
Source: RefSeq, a predicted model, not a curated record